This is a messenger RNA of Eimeria necatrix, 723 nucleotides long. Its product is annotated as ribose 5-phosphate isomerase, putative. The transcript is spliced from 5 exons. NCBI's taxonomy places the organism in Eukaryota, Apicomplexa, Conoidasida, Eucoccidiorida, Eimeriidae. The record is from RefSeq and is a predicted model, not a curated record. Gene Ontology annotation, molecular function: ribose-5-phosphate isomerase activity. Bases 1 to 723 code for a protein of 240 amino acids. Gene Ontology annotation, biological process: pentose-phosphate shunt, non-oxidative branch.
AUGAAAGUAGGCCUUGGAACAGGCUCAACGGCUUCGUUUGCAGUGGAACGUUUGGCAGAGAGAAUCCGACAGGGGGAGCUCACAGACAUCAGCUGCGCAUCCACUAGUGAGGCGACUCGCAAGCUCGCAGAAUCCCUUGGCAUCAAUGUAAUGUCCCUCGACGAAAUUAGCUUGCCUCUGGACGUGACCAUUGACGGCGCCGACGAAGUGCUGAAGAAUGGCUCACAGCUGGUGCUGAUAAAGGGUCGGGGUGGCGCUUUGCUGCGGGAGAAGAUUGUUGAAGUGAACUCCAAAGCGUUUAUUUGCGUGGCCGACGAAGGCAAAGUCGUGCAGCCGGACUCCUUCGGGACGACGGGAGCAGUUGCACUAGAAGUCGUGCAAUUUGGAGCGCAGGCGACGCGGCAGGCCGUGCUUUCCGCCGUUGUUUCCGUCCUGGGUGGAGAGGUCUUAGAGGCAGAGGAAGAGACUGCAGAGAAAGCAGCAGAAGGGCUAGGCGUGUCAGCGGUGUUCAGGCAUCAUGAAAACAAGGAGGAGUUGUUUGUCUCAGACAACGGAAACUUCUGUCUUGAUUUGUUCUUUAAAAGACCUAUCCCUGAUCCACAAAAGAUGCACGACAGACUCAUCAACGUUGUUGGCGUUGUCGAAACAGGCAUUUUUAUCGGCAUUAGUAAAUUGUGCAUCAUCGGACACUCCUCGGGCACCACAACAAGGCUGGCUGUAUGA